AUGCUUUUAAGAAUCCCUCGAUUUGCUGACCCUUGGGGUGGUUAUGACAUGAUUGGAUUUGGUGACAUUCUUUUUCCUGGCUUGCUUGUAUCAUUUACUUUCAGAUAUGACAAAGUUAACAAGAAGGGUAUAGCAAAUGGAUAUUUUCUUUGGUUGACAGUUGGCUAUGGAGUAGGUCUUUUCCUCACUUACCUGGGCUUAUAUCUAAUGAAUGGGCACGGUCAACCUGCGCUCCUCUACCUUGUUCCUUGUACUCUAGGAACUUGUAUCCUAUUGGCUUUAGUGCGAGGAGACCUGAAAGACAUCUGGAAUUAUAGUUCCGAAGAAGCUUCAUCAAGGGAUUCUUCUGGCCAGGCUUGA
Molecule: messenger RNA, 360 nt
Organism: Dovyalis caffra
Lineage: Eukaryota; Viridiplantae; Streptophyta; Magnoliopsida; Malpighiales; Salicaceae
Source: the annotation of a GenBank genome assembly